Bactrocera dorsalis (oriental fruit fly) is the source of this 2753-nucleotide messenger RNA. RefSeq names its product sodium-independent sulfate anion transporter. Bases 698 to 2503 code for a protein of 601 amino acids. Gene Ontology annotation, cellular component: membrane. Gene Ontology annotation, biological process: transmembrane transport. Lineage: Eukaryota; Metazoa; Arthropoda; Insecta; Diptera; Tephritidae. The transcript has 9 exons. The record is from RefSeq and is a predicted model, not a curated record. Gene Ontology annotation, molecular function: sulfate transmembrane transporter activity.
AAAGGAAUAUGAGAAUAUUGCUCAAUAAAAAGUGUAGUAAAUUUUAGUGUUUACGGCAGUGUUCGACAUAAAUUAGUAUAUCAUGUGAAACCUAAUUCUAGAUUUUGUGUAAACCCAAUGUCGUCUCGUAGAUAAUUGAAUAACGGCAUAACUCUACCUAAUUGCAUUGAACGAGCUUUGUAACUAACUUCAAAGUGUUUCUAAAUUACUAUUAAAUAUAAACAUAUGUACAUAUCUAUGUAGUCAUGUACAUGCAUUAAGUUAUGCAUUUACUUAUGCACGCAGCUGUGAUAAGUGAACACAUCUUUAUGGCUUAAGCUAUUCGAUUUUAAAGCCAUAAAUAUUAAUCUGUUUGAAACAACAGCGAUAUUAAAAUUUUUAUGGGAAAUCCACUUGUUGCUAUAACUGUUGUUUUGCCAAAUAGAGUGAAAAAAUGAUAAUAAUUGAGGUUUGCCAAUAAAAAUGUUAUAACAUAAAAAAUAAUCUGUGAUCAUAAGGACGUAUAAUAUAAAAAACGGUUAUAGGAAGCCGUACUCCGAAAGGAAGUUAGAAAUAUUUGUAUUGCAAAAUAAAAAGAAAUCAAUAUUGUUGCUGUAGUGGCAGUAAGAAUACGCAAAAUAUUUUGGAAGAAUGUUGUUCAGUUGAAAGUACUUGACCGGAUAUAAGAAAUUUUGUGCCGGUUACUGUCGCGCCAACGAUGAGAGCAACCAUAACAGAGGGCUUAUAUGAACAAGAUUUCCCAAACAUUCGUUCAACAAUUUUGAAUAGCAGCAAAAAGCUAUGUCGACCAGCGACACUAACAAAUAAGCUACCCAUACUCAAAUGGCUACCUAGAUAUCAGGCUUCAUUUAUAUUUCGCGAUGCUAUUGCCGGUUUCACAGUCGGUCUCACAACUAUUCCGCAAGCGAUUGCUUAUGGCGUCGUCGCUGGCUUGCAGCCUCAAUACGGGCUUUAUGCGGCCUUUAUGGGUUGUUUCACUUAUAUCAUUUUUGGUUCUUGCAAGGACGUGACGAUCGCCACUACAGCAAUCAUGGCUUUAAUGGUACAUGAUUAUGCAGUAAUUACACCGGAUCUCGCCGUUUUGAUCUCAUUUCUUGCGGGCUGCACGAUAUUAGUGCUGGGUAUUCUUAACCUGGGCGUGCUGGUGCGAUUUAUUUCGAUGCCGGUUAUUACGGGAUUCACUAUGGCUGCGGCGUGUACAAUUGGUAGUGCGCAAAUUAACAAUCUGUUCGGAAUGAAGAGUCCGUCAAAUGACCUCAUUCCGGCGUGGAAACACUUUUUCACGCACCUCCCGAAUAUAAGUUUGAAUGACUCAUUACUUGGCGUCGGUGGACUCAUAUUUUUACUCUUGAUGAAGCAAGUGAAAAAUAUACCAUAUGGCAAUAAGACAUUUUGGAAAUAUAUUUCUUUGUCUCGCAACGCCCUGGUGGUGAUAUUCGGUACAUUUUUGGCAUAUCAAUUAAGUCGUGAUGGCUCCCAACCCUUCGUAAUCACCGGGAAUAUUACAGCAGGCUUGCCACCGUUUCGUCCACCACCAUUUAGCACAAUCGUGGAUGGUAAGGAAUUGACAUUCUCGGAUAUGAUCAGCACGUACGGUUCCUCGUUAGCAUCAAUACCUUUAGUGUCAAUACUGGAAAUUGUAGCGAUAGCUAAGGCAUUCUCUAAGGGUAAAAUUGUCAACGCAUCCCAAGAGAUGAUAGCUCUCGGCAUGUGCAAUAUUAUGGGAAGUUUUGUAUCAUCUAUGCCGGUGACAGGUUCUUUUACCCGUACAGCUGUGAACAAUGCGAGUGGCGUUAAAACGCCAUUGGGCGGUGCCGUCACUGGUGCAAUGGUAUUGAUGGCGCUGGCUUUUCUUACACAAACCUUCUACUACAUUCCAAAAGCAACAUUAGCGUCAGUUAUUAUAGCCGCCAUGAUAUCGUUGGUGGAACUCGAACGACUUGCCGAAAUAUGGAAAUCAAAAAGAAUGGAUCUCUUUCCAUUCGCCGUAACUUAUUUCACCUGCUUAUUUUGGAGUUUGGAAUACGGCAUUAUUUGUGGCAUAGUGGUGAAUCUCUCUUUUAUACUAUAUAGAAGUGCAAGACCACAAAUUCAUAUAGAAAAGAAAAAGGUCAACAAUUACGAAAUAUGUUUUGUGGAUGUUAAGCAAAGAUUAGAUUUCGCGUCUGCGGAGUAUCUAAAAGAAAAAGUUGUGAAGUUUAUGAGCGGUAAUCGCUACGAUGUUAGUCUCAUUGUUAUAAAAGGAGAGGAAAUUAAUUCCAUCGAUUACACUGUUGCUAUGAACAUCAUCUCACUUAAAGAAGAUCUUGAGGUGCUCAGUUGUGAUCUUGUGUGUUGGAAUUGGAACAUUCGUGCCGCUGGAGUUGUUUGCAGAUUGAAUGGCGAUUUGUGCAGCUUAUUUAAAAAUGACCAUAGCAUCGAGGAGGUGGUAAAUAACUAUUAUUUAAAUCUACAAAGGAAAAAUGAGAGUUCCAUCGAUACUGUGUACACAAGUACUUCAUAGUUGGCUUACGCGUACGCGUGCUAAGUAGAAUUAUUAUUUGUUUAAAGUAUGUAUAAAUAUAAAUACACAUACAUAUAUAAUAACUACUAUAAUGCAAAGGCCAAGUACCAUAAACAAACUUAACGGUGAUAUCAACGCCACUUGUUGAGACGAUAACAAUUAAUGAUUAAAAUAAUGGCAAUAUGUUUUACUCGUAUUAUUCUGCUAUCUGCACAAAUAUAUAUAUAAAUAGUUUUAUUCAAAUGAAGAA